AUGCCCCGCACCGCUCCCCAGUGGCCGCCGCUCCUGCUGCUGUCGCUGCUGCUCCCGCUGCUUCUGCUGCAGCCGCUCGCCCGCGGCGCCCCGGCCCGGCCUGGAGCCCCGGGCCCGGCCUCGGAGCUGGUGGUGCCCACGCGGUGGGUGGACCGCGCGGGAGAGCUGGCGCUCCACCUGUCCGCCUUCGGCCAGGGCUUCGAGUUGCGCCUGGCGCCCGACGCCAGCUUCCUGGCGCCCGAGUUCAAGAUCGAGCGCCUCGGGGACUCCGGCGGGGCUGCCGGGAGCGAGCGCGAGUUGCGCGACUGCUUCUUCUCCGGCACCGUGAACGGGCUGCCAGAGUCCCUGGCAGCCGUCAGCCUGUGCGGCGGGCUGAGCGGCUCGUUCCUGCUGGACGGCGAGGAGUUCACCAUCCAGCCGCAAGGCGCGGGGGACUCCCUGCACCGGCCGCACCGCCUGCAGCGCUGGGGACCCGGCGCGCGCAGCGCCCAAGCCCACCCCCUCUUCAGAGGACCCGAGUGGGGGGUGCAGGAGGGCGACAGUCAGAGGCAGGAGAGAGACGACGAGCUCGAGGAGGAAGAGGAGGAGGAGGCACAGCGGGAAGAGAGUGAAGAAGAUGUGUCAGAAGGCGCCCUCGGGCUGCCACCACCUCUGGGGGACGCGAGUAGGACCAAGCGGUUUGUGUCUGAGGCUCGCUUCGUGGAAACACUGCUGGUAGCUGAUGCGUCCAUGGCAGCCUUCUAUGGAACCGACCUGCAGAACCACAUCCUGACGCUGAUGUCCGUGGCGGCCCGCAUCUACAAGCACCCCAGCAUCAGGAACGCCGUCAACCUGGUGGUGGUGAAAGUGCUCAUAGUGGAAGAUGACCGGUGGGGCCCGGAGGUGUCCGACAACGGUGGGCUUACCCUGCGCAGCUUCUGCAACUGGCAACGGCGUUUCAACCAGCCCAGCGACCGGCACCCAGAGCACUUCGACACGGCCAUUCUGCUCACCAGACAGAACUUCUGUGGGAAAGAGGGCAUGUGCGACACCCUGGGCGUGGCGGACAUUGGCACCAUCUGUGACCCCAACAAGAGCUGCUCUGUGAUCGAGGACGAGGGCCUCCAGGCGGCCUACACUCUGGCCCACGAGCUGGGGCACGUCCUCAGCAUGCCCCACGACGACUCCAAGCCCUGUGCACGGCUCUUUGGGCCCAUGGGCAAGCACCACAUGAUGGCACCCCUCUUCGUCCACCUAAACAAGACGCUGCCCUGGUCCCCCUGCAGCGCCAUGUACCUCACGGAGUUGCUGGACGGUGGGCACGGAGACUGUCUCCUAGAUGCCCCUGCCUCGGCCCUGCCCCUCCCGACGGACCUCCCGGGCCAACGGGCCCUCUAUGACCUGGACCAACAGUGCAGGCAGAUCUUCGGGCUGGGUUUCCGCCACUGCCCCAACACCUCUGCGCAGGACGUCUGCGCCCAGCUCUGGUGCCACACGGGUGGCGCCGAGCCCCUUUGCCACACGAAGAACGGCAGCCUGCCCUGGGCUGAUGGGACACCCUGUGGGCCUGGGCACCUCUGCUGGGAUGGCAGCUGUCUCCCCGAGGAGGAAGCGGAGAAGCCCCAGGCCGCGGUGGAUGGAGGCUGGGCCCCCUGGGGACCCUGGGGAGAAUGUUCCCGGACCUGCGGAGGAGGAGUACAGUUUUCACACCGCGAGUGCACGAACCCCGAGCCUCAGAGCGGAGGAAGAUACUGCUUGGGUCGGAGAGCCAAGUACCAGUCAUGCCACACGGAGGAAUGUCCCCCUGAUGGGAAAAGCUUCCGAGAGCAGCAGUGUGAGAAAUACAACGCCUACAAUUACACUGACAUGGAUGGGAAUCUCCUGCAGUGGGUCCCCAAGUACUCGGGGGUGUCUCCCCGGGACCGCUGCAAGUUGUUCUGCCGAGCCCGGGGAAGGAGUGAGUUCAAAGUGUUUGAGGCCAAGGUGAUCGAUGGCACCCUGUGCGGGCCGGAGACCCUGGCCAUCUGUGUCCGUGGCCAGUGCGUCAAGGCUGGCUGUGACCACGUGGUGGACUCGCCUAGAAAGCUGGACAAAUGUGGGGUGUGUGGGGGCAAAGGCAACUCAUGCCGGAAGGUCUCCGGUUCCCUCAGCCCCUCCAGUUACGGCUACAAUGACAUCGUCACCAUCCCAGCUGGUGCCACAAACAUCGAUGUGAAACAGCGGAGCCACCCCGGGGUCCAGAAUGAUGGCAACUACCUGGCACUGAAGACUGCCGACGGGCAGUACCUGCUCAACGGGAACCUGGCCAUCUCCGCCAUUGAGCAGGACAUCUUGGUGAAGGGGACCAUCCUGAAGUACAGUGGCUCCAUGGCCACCCUGGAGCGGCUGCAGAGCUUCCGGCCCCUGCCAGAGCCUCUGACCGUGCAGCUCCUGACAGUCCCUGGUGAGGUCUUCCCCCCCAAAGUCAAAUACACCUUCUUCGUUCCCGAUGACGUGAACUUCAGCAUCCAGAACAGCAAGGAGAGAGCAACCACCAACAUCAUCCAGCCCCUGCUCAACGCACAGUGGGUCCUGGGGGACUGGUCUGAGUGCUCCGGCAGCUGCGGAGCCGGCUGGCAGCGACGGACCGUGGAGUGCCGCGACCCCAGCGGCCAGGCCUCCGCCGCCUGCAGCAAGGCUCUGAAGCCCGAGGAUGCCAAGCCCUGUGGAAGCCAGCCAUGCCCUCUGUGACCCGGCGGGGCCCAGUCUUGUGCUCGUGGACUCGGGGUGCUGGGCUGCAGACAGGUGUCCCUGUAGUGACUCUGUGUCUGGAGGUGGCGUGGCUACCCAGGUCUCACACUGCACCAGCCCCUCUGGCACGGGGAGGGAAGACAGGAUGGGCCAACCAGUCCACUACUUUCUAGUGGACGGGACCUUGCUUGGGUUCAA
Molossus molossus (Pallas's mastiff bat) is the source of this 2907-nucleotide messenger RNA. RefSeq names its product ADAM metallopeptidase with thrombospondin type 1 motif 8 (gene ADAMTS8). Gene Ontology annotation, biological process: extracellular matrix organization; proteolysis. The transcript is spliced from 9 exons. The record is from RefSeq and is a predicted model, not a curated record. NCBI's taxonomy places the organism in Eukaryota, Metazoa, Chordata, Mammalia, Chiroptera, Molossidae. Bases 1 to 2709 code for a protein of 902 amino acids. Gene Ontology annotation, molecular function: zinc ion binding; metalloendopeptidase activity.